ACCGAAUUGAAACGAGCUGGUGAUGACAUACUAAUGGUAAAAGUCGUCUUCUUCGCUGUCCGACGGCUUUUCAAAAAAUUUCAUCAGUCUCUCACCUCCAAUUUUCAAACCCCACCCCCUCCUCUACAAUCUCUCUCUCUCUAGAUCUCCUUCUUCCUUCUCUCUCUAAACCACCAUUCCCUCCCCCAAUUGCACACCGAUCUCGACCAAGAUCUCGCUCUUCCUCUCCUCCUUCUCCCUCCUCAAUCCUCCCACGAACGGCUACGAUCUAGAUAGAUAGAUAGAGAGAGAAUUGUAGGAGGCGUCCUCUCGGCUGGAUCUGAGAGGCGAUGGCAUUAUCUGGCAUGAGAGGCUUGUCCGUCUUCAUCAGCGACGUUCGCAAUUGCCAGAACAAGGAGCAGGAACGCCUUCGCGUGGAUAAAGAGCUCGGCAACAUUCGCACUCGCUUCAAAACUGAAAAGGGUUUGACGCCUUACGAAAAGAAGAAAUAUGUUUGGAAAAUGCUUUACAUCUACAUGCUCGGUUACGAUGUUGAUUUCGGCCACAUGGAAGCUGUUUCUUUAAUAUCCGCACCAAAGUAUCCAGAGAAACAGGUUGGGUACAUAGUGACAUCAUGCUUGCUCAAUGAGAAUCAUGAUUUUUUGAGGUUAGCAAUUAAUGCUGUCCGCAACGAUAUCAUUGGUCGGAAUGAAACAUUUCAGUGCCUGGCAUUGACUUUGGUUGGGAACAUUGGCGGGAGAGAAUUUGCUGAAUCAUUAGCACCGGAUGUUCAAAAGUUACUUUUUUCUAGUAGUUGUAGACCGCUUGUGAGAAAAAAGGCAGCUUUGUGUCUCCUUCGCCUGUACAGGAAAAACCCUGACGUUAUCAAUGUAGAUGGAUGGUCAGAUCGAAUGGCACAGCUAUUAGAUGAACGUGAUCUCGGUGUUUUGACAUCUUCCAUGAGCCUUCUUGUUGCUUUUGUCGCAAAUAACCAUGACGCUUAUUGGAGCAGUCUUCCAAAGUGUGUGAAAGUUUUGGAAAGGCUAGCUAGGAACCAGGACAUUCCACAAGAAUAUACUUACUAUGGUAUCCCAUCUCCAUGGCUUCAGGUUAAGACAAUGAGGGCUCUUCAGUAUUUUCCAACUAUUGAAGAUCCAAACACUAGAAGAUCAUUGUUUGAGGUUUUGCAACGGAUAUUAAUGGGAACAGACGUCGUGAAAAAUGUGAACAAAAACAAUGCAUCACAUGCUGUUCUCUUUGAAGCCCUUGCUCUCGUCAUGCAUCUAGAUGCUGAAAAAGAAAUGAUGUCUCAGUGUGUUGCCUUGCUUGGGAAGUUUAUUGCUGUUCGUGAGCCAAAUAUUCGAUACCUUGGUUUGGAGAAUAUGACGCGGAUGUUGAUGGUUUCAGACGUUCAGGACAUUAUCAAAAGGCAUCAAGCGCAGAUCAUCACUUCAUUGAAGGAUCCAGACAUCAGUAUCCGGAGACGUGCUCUUGAUCUGCUGUAUGGCAUGUGUGAUGUUUCAAAUGCAAAGGACAUAGUUGAAGAACUAUUGCAGUAUCUCAGCUCAGCAGACUUCGCCAUGCGUGAAGAAUUGUCACUUAAAGCUGCAAUUCUAGCAGAGAAGUUCGCCCCUGACCUAUCAUGGUAUGUGGAUGUGAUUCUUCAGUUGAUUGACAAAGCAGGAGAUUUUGUCAGUGAUGACAUAUGGUUUCGUGUAGUGCAGUUUGUUACAAACAACGAGGACCUACAGCCUUAUGCAGCAGUAAAAGCCAGAGAAUAUCUUGAUAAGCCUGCUAUACAUGAGACAAUGGUCAAGGUCAGUGCUUAUAUCCUUGGAGAAUACAGCCACCUUCUGGCCAGACGGCCCGGGUGUAGUCCAAAAGAAAUCUUUAGCAUCAUACAUGAGAAGCUUCCUACUGUUUCGACUUCUACGAUUCCCAUUCUUCUUUCAACUUAUGCUAAGAUUCUAAUGCACACUCAACCCCCAGAGCCAGAUUUACAGAAUCAAAUUUGGGCAAUUUUUCGCAAGUAUGAGAGUUGUAUUGAUGCUGAGAUACAGCAAAGAGCUGUUGAAUAUAUCACACUGAGCAGAAAAGGUGCAGCGUUGGUGGAUAUAAUGGCUGAGAUGCCUAAAUUCCCUGAGCGCCAGUCUGCCUUGUUGAAAAAAGCUGAAAAUACUGAAGCUGAUACGGCGGAGCAAAGUGCUCUUAAGAUACGGGCAAUGCAACAGUCUUCUAAUGCUUUGGUAGUGACUGACCAUCACCCUGCCAAUGGGACUCCACCAGUGAGCCAGCUUGCUAUGGUAAAGAUACCCAGCAUAAGUAGUGUGGAUCACAACACGACUGAUCAAGUGGUGACUCCGGAAAAUGGGACUCUGAGUGUCGUGGAUCCUCAACCUUCAGAGCCUUCAGUUGAUCUCCUUGGUGAUCUUUUAGGUCCACUGGCUAUUGAAGGACCUCCUGCUGCUAUGCAAUCUGAGGAUAAUUCGGUCUCUGGAGUAGACGGUUCUUCAUAUGUUGACGAGGCAUUAGCACUUGCAACUGUUGGAGAAGACGCAAACACCAUCCAGCCUAUAGGAAGUACUGCAGAAAGAUUCCAUGCUUUAUUGCUGAAGGAUAGCGGUGUCUUAUACGAGGAUCCUUGUAUUCAGAUUGGCAUUAAAGCUGAGUGGCGAGCCCAUCAAGGCCGACUUGUACUUUUCUUAGGAAACAAGAAUACUGCUCCUCUAGUUUCAGUUCAAGCUCUGAUAAUGCCUCCUUCCCAUCUGAAGAUUGAGCUCUCAGUUGUUCCUGAAACUAUUCCUCCACGGGCACAGGUGCAAUGCCCGCUUGAAGUCAUCAACCUUUGCCCAAGUAGGGAUGUAGCUGUUCUUGACUUCUCCUACAAAUUUGGAACUCAGGGGGUCAAUGUAAAACUUCGCCUUCCGGCUCUCCUAAAUAAAUUUCUUCAGCCUAUGUCAGUAUCUGCUGAAGAAUUUUUUCCCCAGUGGAGAUCACUUUCUGGACCUCCUUUGAAACUUCAAGACGUGGUUAGAGGUGUAAGACCGAUGUCUCUCUCUGAAAUGGCCAACCUGUUUAACAAUUUCCGGUUGUUGGUCUGUCCCGGACUUGAUCCAAAUCCCAAUAAUUUAAUUGCUAGCACAACUUUCUAUUCAGAGAGUACACGAGCCAUGCUAUGCUUGGUUCGAAUUGAAACAGAUCCGGCAGAUAGAACACAGCUACGUAUGACAGUGGCCUCAGGGGACCCUACACUAACAUACGAGUUAAAGGAGUUCAUCAAGGAACAAUUAGUUUACAUUCCUACAACUUCCGGAGGCACCACAGCAGCACCUCCGCAAGCUCAACCAACCAGUCCUCCGACAACGGUCUCAGAUCCUGGGGAUAUUCUUGCCGGUUUGCUUCAUUAAAGUGGAUUGCUGUCAAUUGAAGAAUUUUUUUUUCUACAAAGCUUGUAAAAGUGAUUAUACAUACAGCCGAUCAUCCCCGAGUGAAGAAGUGAGUACAAGCACAAAUACGAUGCCAGGGCUUGCGGACGUAAGUGGUGAGCUUACAUGUGACCGGCUUUGUGUUUUGAGUUGGAGUUUUGCGAGGGGGGAUGGCUUAGGCUUUCGUUAUUCUUUCUGCACAACUAUGCUGUGCUUUGUGAGUUUUCCUCUUUCGGGUUGAGGUUUGGCUUUUUUAUUUUUUGUUACAAUUUUUGGACCUUUUCCUCUUACAAUCUAGGGAGAUUCCAUUGGAUUGGUUUAUGUACUAUAUUAUGCAGUGGAUGAAGUAGGACCCGUUGUAACAAAUUUGUUGUUUGUCGAUACACUAAUAUUUCCAAUAAAAGUAAUUCCGAUUGGAAAGAAAA
Messenger RNA from Rhododendron vialii, 3829 nucleotides. RefSeq names its product AP-2 complex subunit alpha-1-like. The record is from RefSeq and is a predicted model, not a curated record. Lineage: Eukaryota; Viridiplantae; Streptophyta; Magnoliopsida; Ericales; Ericaceae. Gene Ontology annotation, biological process: clathrin-dependent endocytosis; intracellular protein transport. Gene Ontology annotation, cellular component: AP-2 adaptor complex; membrane coat. The transcript is spliced from 27 exons. Gene Ontology annotation, molecular function: clathrin-cargo adaptor activity. The coding region runs from base 330 to 3386 and encodes 1018 amino acids.